Molecule: messenger RNA, 1455 nt
Organism: Ilex paraguariensis (yerba mate)
Lineage: Eukaryota; Viridiplantae; Streptophyta; Magnoliopsida; Aquifoliales; Aquifoliaceae
Source: the annotation of a GenBank genome assembly
AUGCAUAAUAGAGUGGCCGACUGCCUCUGUUUUUCUCUUAUAUUUCUGCAGACUGAUUCAAUGUUACUCCCUGAAAUUGGUGCUGUUGUGUCAGUCUUGCUUGGUUUUACACCUUCUGUUACGCUUUCUGCUGCUAGUUCAUCUAAGUUGAAUAAGGUGCUCGUGCCCAAUCCAUUUGACAGGCCUCGCUCUGUUUUAAUGUUAGAAGUCAGAGGAACUGAAGAUUAUCAACUCAAGCUUGACUCAGAAGACGAUAUAUUUAGUAGGGCCCUCAGUAGGAAGGUUGUUUAUGGUGAGAAUACAGCUGACCUCCAACUUCCAGAUGAAGAUGAAGUUUCUGUGGUACUUUUGAAUGAACCCUUAAAUUUUGAUUCUGAUGCAGAAUGCACUGACAAGGAACUAAGUGAAUUUGCAUCAUGGUUGGGUGGAUCUUAUGUUACAUCCUUGGAGCAGUUGAAUGGACUGUUGACUAUACCUUUGGCUAAUGGUGCCCAUUUGAAUCUUCAGAUGUCAAAGAAAGCAGAUAGAGAAUUCACAGCUAGUCUUGUAUCUCUCAUUCGUAACAUUCAAAGGGCAAUGGUGAUGCAUCAAGAAUUGUCUGGAAGUAUGCGCAAUCCAGCUGAAUUAAUAACGGGAAAGUUUGAUGGCAUUAAGGUUUUGCAAGAGCAGUAUGGAUCAGUUGGUGUUGCUCAACAAGGAGCAGAAUUAUUGUUUACGUCAAUUUCUAAGAUAUUUGAUUCCUUGCAGGAGGCAUACAAUGGUCAAAUUGUUGGAGUCAUCUUCUCUAUGGGAACACCUCCUUCAGGGUCAGAGACCAUGUUGAAUGUGAUGAUCACUUCUCGGUCAACUCCACGUUGGCUGGAGGAAACAACAGGCUCAUCUAAUCCAAUCCUUGUUGCGGAAGUGCUGUUGGUUAGACGGACCCUUGCGUGGAUAACAGGAAUCAUUCUUCUAAUUGCCACUCUCUUUGGGGUUUACUUCCUCAUGAACAUGCCACUCACAAAGGACACCCUUCUGUAUUCUAAUGUCAAGUUCGAUUAAAAGUUAGUAGAAGCUGUUUAUUAGAGCAUUGAACUGCCAAAAGAGGUCUAUUUUUCAAUCAACCUUUUGCUUGUAAGAUAUUAUAUAUUGUUGAAUCCAUUUUUCCUUUUUUUUUUUUUUCAUGUAAAUUGUUGUUAUUGUGACAUCUAUUUGUAGUUCUGUGGUUUUGAAACGGUUGGUCUGGUUAAUCAGGUUUUAUUCUAGUAGAUAUCAGUUGCUAGAUGAAUGCCUUGAUCGAGUCUGUAGCAGCAUUUCAUCAUAGAUGAAAUGUGAGUUCUGCAGUAUAGGGGGUUAGGGAAGAAAGUGGGAAGCUGAGGUGAGUUGAUCAUGAUAUUGUGUGUAUUCGGUGUUUUUUUGUUUGAAUUAUUGUAACCUCAACCGAACAAACUUGUAAUAAAAACCGACUCAUGCAAG